AGGUUCCCUCCCGCCAUCUCCCCAUCUCUCUCUCUGGGGCCGAACAUCUUUCCAUUGGGUGGUUGGGACAAUGCAGGGCUGGCUGCUCAGAGCCACUUUUCUUCCAGUCCACUUGGGGAGAUGCUGAGGGCGAAGCAGGGAGACCUCCCGGCAGCAGGAGGGAGGCCGCCAGGCCGCGCCACGGAGCCGAGCUGAAGCCGCUCCGUCCGCGCGCAGCAGCCCCUUCCCUUGCGCACAGAGCGAGCCAGGAGCGGGCCUUGGCACCCGCCGCGUAACCUGAGCCCUCCGGGGCCGGCGCGCGCCGCGGGCAGCAGGUGAGUGAUGCUGGACAUGCACCUGGUGCCGCCUCCGGACUGAAGAUUUGAUGAAAUGCCUCUAUUAUGAUCCGGAGGUCCAUGGAGGAGAGCGAGCGGGCGAUACCUGAUCCCCUCCACUCCCGGAGAGCCCGAUUGCUGGAGCUUUUCCUAACCUCCCCAGCCAGACGCCUCUCUCGAAAGGCAGCUUCGGGGGCAGGAGCCAUGGGACGAGGGGGCCCAGGGCUCAGAGAUGGGUAACAAGCAAACCAUCUUCACUCCGGAGCAGCUGGACGCCUAUCAGGAUGCAACGUUCUUCACACGGAAAGAAAUUCUCAGGUUGUUUGACAGGUACCGUGACCUGGCCCCUCAGCUGGUCCCGCUCGAUUACACGAAGAAGCCCAAUGUGAAGCUCCCCUACGAACUCAUUGGCAGCAUGCCUGAGCUGAAGGACAACCCCUUCCGGCAGCGCAUCGCAGAGGUCUUCUCCGAGGAUGGGGAGGGCAACAUGACCUUAGAUGACUUCCUGGAUAUGUUCUCGGUGAUGAGUGAAAUGGCUCCUCGGGAUCUCAAGGCUUAUUACGCCUUCAAAAUCUACGAUUUCAACGAUGAUGACUACAUCUGCAAAUCCGACCUGGAGAAGACGGUGAACAAGCUGACCCGCAAAGAGUUGACCCCGGAGGAGGUGUGCCUGGUGUGCAACAAGGUGAUGGAGGAAGCCGACUUGGACAAUGAUGGCAAACUGUCCCUGGAAGACUUCCAGCACAUGAUCGUUCGAGCGCCUGACUUCCUCAGCACUUUUCAUAUCAGAAUCUGACCCAAACUCCAGAGACCCACCGAGAGCCAGAAACUCUCUUGCUGCUUCUGCUGCUGCUGCCUCUUCUGGAGCUGGAUCAGCGGAUGAGGCCUGGAGCUCCCUCCCCAGGGCUCCUGUCAGGGAGCUGGGGUGGAGCAGACCUUCCUUUUGCCUCUUGCUUAACACAUGGUGCGGUCUCUUUCCAACUUGAUAUAACAAUGCAGCCGGGUUUCUGUCCCCCCCCUAAUCUGACAUACAGAAAGGCAGCCAGCCUUGAAAUAAAAUUCCAGGAAAAAAGCACACCAAGAACUCAGGCCAAUAUAAGUUUCAGUAGUGGGAGUGGUCCCUACUCACAAAUCAAUG
Podarcis muralis (Common wall lizard) is the source of this 1452-nucleotide messenger RNA. RefSeq names its product calcium and integrin binding family member 3 (gene CIB3). Lineage: Eukaryota; Metazoa; Chordata; Lepidosauria; Squamata; Lacertidae. Gene Ontology annotation, biological process: calcium ion homeostasis. Gene Ontology annotation, molecular function: magnesium ion binding; calcium ion binding. The record is from RefSeq and is a predicted model, not a curated record.